This is a messenger RNA of Calliphora vicina (urban bluebottle blowfly), 2800 nucleotides long. RefSeq names its product protein KRI1 homolog. The record is from RefSeq and is a predicted model, not a curated record. Gene Ontology annotation, cellular component: nucleolus; 90S preribosome. Bases 70 to 2676 code for a protein of 868 amino acids. NCBI's taxonomy places the organism in Eukaryota, Metazoa, Arthropoda, Insecta, Diptera, Calliphoridae. The transcript is spliced from 5 exons. Gene Ontology annotation, biological process: endonucleolytic cleavage in ITS1 to separate SSU-rRNA from 5.8S rRNA and LSU-rRNA from tricistronic rRNA transcript (SSU-rRNA, 5.8S rRNA, LSU-rRNA).
AAGAAAAAACUACAGAAAUUUAUUAAAACUUUUUGUCACAAUUUUAAAUAUUUUGCAAAAUUAAUCAAAAUGAAUAAAAAUCUAUUUGAUGAUAGUGAUGAUAAUAUAGAAGAGCAUAAUUUUCAUAUUAAAACAAAUGAAAAUUAUGCCAGUAGUUACAAUACUUUAAGGAAAAAGGAAUUGUUGCAGAAAUAUAAAGAUAAAGGAUUGGAUGUUUCAGAAUCCGAUUCUAAUGAUUCUGAUUCCUCUGAGGAAGAUGAGGUCUUGGAUCCAUCAUUUGAUCAACAUUUUUUAAAGACGUUAGCUUCAUUAAAAAGUAAGGAUCCAGCUAUCUAUGAUAAGUCUACCAAAUUCUUUAAAAACGUGGAAACUGACGAUGAUUCCGACGGAGAAGAUGAAAAGAGUAAUACAAACAAGGAAAAGAAAUCCAAGCCAGUGACUUUGAAGGAUUACGAAAGAAAGAUUAUUUUAGAAAAGGGCGGUAAAUUUGUAGAUGAUUCUGAUGAAGAUGAUGUGGAAGAUCAAAGCUUUCAACGUCCUCUAUCACCCUCUUUGGUCGAAGAAGAACGUCGUUUAAAAGCAGAAUUCAAAAACGUCAUGAAUCAAGAUGAUGAUUCGGGUGAUGAAGAAUUUGGUGGAAUAUUUAAGAAACGUGAAAAAACUAAAGCUGAGAAGGACAGAGAAGAGGAAGAUUACCUAAAAUGGUUGGCUGGCAAAAAGGAAAACAUUGAAGAGGAUGUUAAAGAAAAAUUGGAACCUUUGAAAAAAUACUGGAACAAUGAUAAAUUACCUUCUAGUGAAAAGUUUCUAAGGGAUUAUGUUCUCAACAAAGGUUAUACAGAGGCAAACAACUAUGAUGAAAUUCCGACAUAUGAAGAAAUUGUAGGCGAUGCACCCUUAUCUGAAGAUGAAGAAGAGUUGGAAAAACAAGCAGAAUUUGAACAGAAAUAUAAUUUUCGCUAUGAAGAACCGGAUCAAGAAUUCAUUAAGAGAUAUCCGCGUACAAUCGAAAGUUCGUUAAGAUUGACAGACGAAAAACGUAAAUUGAAGAGGCAAGAGACUAAAGAACGUAAACUUCAAGAAAAGGAACAAAAAAUGAAGGAAUUGGAAAUGGUAAAAGAAAUGAAACGAAAAGAAAUUCAAGAAAAAAUUGAAAAGCUAAAAAUGGUCACCGGCAAUGAUGAGUUGGGUUUUAAAGAUGAUGAUUUGGAUGAAGACUUUGAUCCCGAGGCUCACGAUCGAAGAAUGCAAGAACUUUUCAAUGACGACUACUAUGAGGUGGACGAGGGAGAAGAGAAACCCGAAUGUCCCUCAGACAUAGACGAAUUGAAAGUAGAAGAUUGGGAUAAUUAUGAUCCUAAUGACGAUGGAGGGGCAUAUGAUUAUGAUGACAAUGAUCGUCAUUGUGAAGAUGAAGAUUUCAAUAUGGAUUGCGAGUAUGAUGCGACCAAAGCAAAAGAAGAAUUGCAAAAGGAACUCAUCGAGAAUACGAAAAAACGUAGAGGUGGUCGCAAGGGUAGAAGAGAUCGAUUUAUGGAAAUAAUUAAAGCUGACAAGCCUGUAUUUGAUCCAGAGGAUGAGCAGACAUAUGGUGAUUAUAUUGAUGAAUACUAUCAGCUAGAUUGUGAGGAUAUAAUUGGUGAUACCCCGUGUCGCUUUAAGUAUGUAGAAACGGCACCAAAUGACUUUGGUUUAACUAUUGAAGAGAUUCUUUUAGCCAAAAAUAAGGAGCUUAAUCAAUGGGCCAGUCUUAAAAAAGCCAUACAAAUACGACCCGAUCAGGUGGAGAAAAAAGAGCAAAGACUUUAUAAACUUAAAGCUAAAAAUGAAGAUUUAAAGCGUAAAAUAUUUAAAAGUCUAUAUGGAGAUGGGUCUGAUGAUGAAAAUGAGGAAACAGAAAAAGACCAAACAAAUGAACAAAAUUCUACCAAUCCAGAUACAAGUGCCACAACUGAAAAUACUACCGCUAACAUAGUGCCUGGAGAAUCUAAAAAAGCCAAGAAACGUAGAAAGCGUAAAGCACAAAAUGCCCAAGCAGGAACAGAUAAUAGUGCUGCCGAAGAAAAGCAAACAAAUGACAGUAACAAUGCAGAAAAUAAAGAAACUGGUGAAGCAACGGCUGCCAAGAAAGCUAAAAUAGACCAAGUAGCAACAACCGAUGGGUCAGCUAAUAGCAAAAUGACAACUGAUACGCAAACGGAUUUAGGUAAAACGAAUAAACAGAAAAAUCACUCGCAAAAUGUUACUGCCAAUAAAGGAAAUAAAUUCUCAAAUAAUGACAACAAAAAUCCAUUUAAUAAAGGCGUUUCCCAUAAACAAACAAAAAAUACCGGCAAUAAAAUGUUCAACAAAAAUAAUCAUGCACAACAAACAAAUAAUUCUCCAGGAGGUAGUAAAACUGCAUCCAACAAUAAUCCGUUUGCUAAAGGUUCUACAGAAGAUGGUGUUGGCUCCUUGCCUCCGUUGCGAAAGAAUAUUGCCAAAACAAAAAAUGUUAAAGGUAAUUUCAAAUCGAAAGAUAAUAAAUUCAAAUCUAAAUUCCAAGGCAAGAAGCCGUUCAAUGGAAAACAAACUUCUAAAGGAGAUGGUAAAGACAUAAGUGAUGACCGCCUAAAGGCUUAUGGUAUUAAUCCACGAAAAUUCCAUAAACAACAAAAGUAUGGAAAUAAAUCAUAAAAACUAUACUUUUAACUAUAGAAUUAUAAUUAUGUAUGUGUUAGAGAUAUUUUUUAAAAAAUAUUUAUGUAAAUAUUUUAAUAAAUUUAUUAAAGUUGUAAUUUCUUUUGACUAAUUUUGAAAA